UUCGCCCUAGGCGGGCAACAAUCCACCGCGCCGGGAUACCAAGUUCUCAAUUGGAGCGUCAUCGCGUGCGAUCGGCCGAUGUGAAACUCGUCUUUCUGCACUCCUCACGCGUGCCAAAAAAGCCGUUGACAAUCCGAAAAUCUGAUUCAGAUUCAGAGCGUCGACAUUUCUCCAACUCCCCCUUUCUGGGACCCGUGCGCGAUUGGCAUCAUCAAUUCCUAACUGCCGAAGGAUUCAGCGUAGCCAAUCAUGUUUUCGUUUUCCUACCUCUGGCAAAAAUUGUUUGCCGUCCUGUUCAGAUACCUCAUGCGGAGGGAGCUCGUGGUGAAUCCCAAUGACGUCUUGCAAAUCCAAUCCCGGGACGCCGAGAGAACGAUCAAAGCGCACCUCUAUAGAUCGACGUCAGCACCAACUCCGGCCCCUGUGCUCCUCAAUUUCCACGGGUCAGGCUUUAUCCUCCCGCAGCACGGUAGCGACGAGGAGUUCUGCCAGAAAGUGAGCCGCGAAACUCCGUACACGGUGCUGGACAUUCAGUACCGCCUGGCGCCCGAGAAUCCGUUCCCCGCGGCGCUCAACGAUGUCGAGGACGCCGUUAAUUGGGUCCUCGAACGACCGAGCGACUUUGAUCUGUCCCGGGUAGCCAUCUCUGGGUUCAGCGCGGGCGGAAACCUCGCCCUGGGGGCGUCGUCGACUCUCUUCGCGCGAGAAACGUUCCGAUCCGUCCUCGCCUUCUACCCUGUCCUGGACCUGCACACGGAGCCAGCCAAGAAGACGUUCCCGGAUCCUGAGGGGAAACCGAUCCCACCCCUGGUGGCUCGGAUCUUCAAUAGCUGCUACAUCCCCUCCUCCGUGGAUGCCCGGGAUCCGCGGAUUUCACCGUACUACGCGCAGGCCGAGCGAUUCCCGGAUAACAUCCUGGUGGUCACGGCGGGCGGUGACAGUCUGGCGGGAGAAGCCGAAGAGCUGGCAGCUAAAAUCGAGCAAGAACCCGGUCGCCAUGUGGUGUGCCAAAGGAUGCGAGGGUGUAACCACGGUUGGGAUAAGAGGGCGGCGGCGGGGACUGUCCAGGGGGACGCCAAAGAGAAGGCGUAUGAGAUGGCCAUUAGCAUGUUGGCACGCUAAAAUAAUGCCAUGGUAGGGUUGGUUCUACCGUUCUACACCGUUGAAGUCGCUUAUUUUAUUUCUUUUUAUUUCAUUUUUGUUUUUCAUUUUUCAUUUUUUGUUCUUGG
Aspergillus steynii IBT 23096 is the source of this 1229-nucleotide messenger RNA. RefSeq names its product putative esterase/lipase. The record is from RefSeq and is a predicted model, not a curated record. Bases 250 to 1122 code for a protein of 290 amino acids. NCBI's taxonomy places the organism in Eukaryota, Fungi, Ascomycota, Eurotiomycetes, Eurotiales, Aspergillaceae. Gene Ontology annotation, molecular function: hydrolase activity. The transcript has a single exon.